CGGCUAAGGCUAAGCUCUGAUGCGCAUGGCAAUCUAACGGCCUGGGUCGUGCCACGCACGUCCGCCGUCGACGCGCGUGUGGUGACGGGCAGCGACGGGCUGAGUCCAAGCAAGAAAGACAAAGGCCAAUGAAGGCAAUGCGGUGGAACUCUACAGCAGUAGCAGAGCGGGCGCUCUCACAGGGGGAUGGCUAUGGCCGAGCAGGGAAAAGGGUGUGUGGAGCUGGACUCCGCUCGCUGGAAGAUGAUUAGAUAGAGCGGAAUGGAGGGGGGAAAUCUCGGAAUCUCGGCAUUCAUCCUCUGCUUCUUGCUGGAAUGAAGCGGCGGCUUGGAAGUUCUAGAGCUGAAGUCUCUCAAGCUGAGCAAGGCCAUGUUCUUGGGAGGCAGAGUAGCGUAGAGCAGGCGAAGCAGUGGGUCAUGGGAAAACAAGCUACAUUGUUUGGGAAGACAGUGAAGGCCAGGAAUUUGGGUCUGAGGGUGCACAGAUUCUAGAGCACGAGAACAUAGGCAAGAUGCGACACCACGGGUGGGAGCUUCCUUACCAUCCUCUGCAGGUGGUAGCUAUUGCAGUGUUCGUGUCUCUAGCAUUCGCGUUCUACGUUUUCUUCAUCCCUUUUCUUGGUAGCAAGGUCCUCGAGUACCAUGUCAUCGCUAUCUUCUCUCCAUUGGUCAUUCUGGUUUUUGCCUUGUACAUUCGCUGUGCAGCCGCCAAUCCAGCUGAUCCCGGUAUCGAGAAGCAUAAGCUGUAUGGAAAAGGUGGUUCCAACAAGUCGAGCAGUACCUCACUGUCUUUUUCCAAGGAGCACAACAAGAAGAGCCUUGAUGUCUCGGCCUCCAGCAAUGCAGGGGAUAAUGCACUCGGCUUCUGUGCUCCGUUUGGAUGUCUUGCCGUGGGCUUGAAGAGGCUGAUAUGCUGUUCGUGGAGGAGGAACGCAGAGCGAUCCAGACAUCAGGAGGACUUGCUUUAUUGUAGCUUAUGCGAAGCAGAGAUUUUCAAGUUCAGCAAACACUGCCGUGCCUGUGACAAGUGCGUCGAUGGAUUCGAUCACCAUUGCAGAUGGAUAAACAAUUGCAUUGGAAAGAAGAACUACAGAACCUUUGUGUCCUUGAUGGUGUCCGGUUUGCUGCUGCUAAUUUUGCAGUGGUCAGUAGGAGUUUUCGUGAUCGUCAGGUGCAUGCUCAAUCGUAAGGAGUUUCAAGACAAUAUUGUUUCGAAGCUGGGAAGCAGUUUCUCUAUCGUGCCGUUUGUCGUUGUAGUGGGUCUCUGUACAGUUCUGGCGUUAUUGGCAACAUUUCCUCUCGGGCAACUUUUCUUCUUUCAUCUCAUACUGAUUCACAAGGGAAUCAGUACAUAUGAUUAUAUUGUCGCAAUGAGGGAGCGGGAUCAACUACAAGGUGACAUGCACAGCUUGCAGUCUUCGCCUGUAAGCUCGGUUGCAACCGCCGUUAGCAACGUAAGUUCUCUCGGAGCUUUGCAAAGGAGGCCAUGGUGUACUCCACCAAGAUUGCUGGUGGAGCAUCAGGACACGCUUGUGAAAGAUCCUCUAGGCGGCGACAUCGAGAGCGGCAGCAAGGAGAUUGUCCCGCUGCCUCUGAAGAAGGACGAGGCCGGAAAGAAGGCGAAGAAGCCAGUCAAGAUCAGCCCCUGGAAGCUAGCCCGUUUAAACGCAGAAGACGCCUCGAAAGCAGCAGAGCGAGCUCGAGAGAAGUCCUCGGUGUUGAAGCCCGUGGGGAACGACGCCUCGAUCAUAACCGAGACGGACAGCAGCCCGGAAAGUUUCGGCAGGAGUCCAGGUGCCGAGAUAGUCCCACUCCCAUCGAGCCGAAAGACGAAGAGAAAGCGCGACAUAUCCCCGGCGAUCGCCAAGGACACCAGCGGCAGCAGCAGAUCAUCGAAGCAGCACUGGGAAAAGCAGAAACUCCCAUCGUCCGUGGCGGAAGGUGGCGGAGUUCCAAAGCAUCACAGCACCAAGAAGAGCCUGGGGAGCGAUGACUCGGUGGCACCACUGCAGCUGGAGGCCAGGAGCGCGUUCUUGCCAAGCACUCCAGGGAGCUCCGCGAUCGUGCCUUCCACGUCGCUCCUCUCGCCGGACGAGAGCGAGAGCUACCUGGUCGCGGGAGAAGUAGCACCAGCAGCAAUACCACCAGAUCUCGUGGCAGCAUCAACCACAACUGGCGUCCAUGGGACGUCCUCGCCACCAGCGACGAGCUUCUCUCGGCCGUGGCUCCAGAGGUCCGUGAGCGAUGGCUACGACGCAUCCGGUGGAGAGAGCGCCGACGAUAGCGAGCACGGCCGGAGGCUGGCUCACGCAUGGAGCCGCCUCAAGCAGAGCUCCACCUUCAUGAACAGGAGCACGGUGAGGAGCGUGACCGCAAAGCCGCCCCCGUGGGUGGCGGCGAAUCCAGGUGGUGGUGGUGGUGGCAAGGCCCGGUUUAACAGCGCCGCCGCCGCGAACUCGAAGAUCGAGGCCAGCAUUCUCAAGCACGUGAGUAUGGGAUGGUCGGCGCCGCCGCCGCCUCGCAGCAAUGGUGGUGGUGCCAUCGGCGGGAACUCCACCGAGGAGAGCAACUCGGAGUCCAUCUCGCAGUACAACUCCCCCGACCGCGACUCGGAUUUCUUCAGUGCCGGGGACUCAAGCAGCCGGCAUCUCGCGGCGGCGGAUGGCCUCCGGCAUCACCAUCACCACCAGCAUCACCACCAGCACCAGCAUCAUCACCAUGCCCACCACCAUCGCAACCGAUCUGGAGGCUCGCUCAAAGGCAUCGAGGAUCAUCACCUCCAGUGAGAGCUCUCGCUCAACUUUUACAGUGAAAGAUCCAAGCGUCUCCACACUUCCAAGAUCAUCACCACCAUCGUCAAGUUUGGAGAGAGGAGAGAAUGGAGAGAGAGGUGUUCUUCUCUCUCCUCCCUCUCCUCUUCUCUCGGCUACGCGGCUAUAUCCAAUCACUUCUCCAUAUCGGCUUCUUCGUUACUUGUUUGUCCUUUUUCAUUCUAAUCGUUUUGACAAUGAAAGGUUGUUAUUUCCCUGCGAAAA
Molecule: messenger RNA, 3034 nt
Organism: Selaginella moellendorffii
Lineage: Eukaryota; Viridiplantae; Streptophyta; Lycopodiopsida; Selaginellales; Selaginellaceae
Product: probable protein S-acyltransferase 22
Exons: 9
Coding region: 512-2785 (757 amino acids)
Biological process (GO): protein targeting to membrane; peptidyl-L-cysteine S-palmitoylation
Cellular component (GO): Golgi apparatus; endoplasmic reticulum
Molecular function (GO): protein-cysteine S-palmitoyltransferase activity
Source: RefSeq, a predicted model, not a curated record